GAGAUGAGGGCCCCCUGAAGGGAGUGGGCUGAGGGCUUGUGGGAGUUCCUCUUCCUCCACAGAGCCCAGGAUGCUCCUCAGCUGAAGUGGCUCCCGAGCUCAUGGACCCCUCGGCCACUCCCGGGGCCCAGCCUGGAGUCCCCACUAACAGCGGGAAACCCUUCCACCUGCCUCCAGACUAUGAGGACGAGUUCCUUCGAUACCUGUGGCGCGAUUAUCUCUACCCAAAGCAGUACGAAUGGGUUCUCAUCGCUGCCUACGUGGCUGUGUUCCUCAUAGCCUUGGUGGGCAAUACCCUGGUCUGCCUGGCUGUGUGGCGCAACCACCACAUGAGGACGGUCACCAACUACUUCAUUGUCAACCUGUCCCUGGCGGAUGUGCUGGUGACUGCCAUCUGCCUGCCUGCCAGCCUGUUAGUAGACAUCACCGAAUCGUGGCUCUUCGGCCAUGCCUUGUGCAAAGUCAUCCCAUAUCUACAGGCCGUGUCGGUGUCAGUGGCAGUGUUGACUCUCAGCUUCAUCGCCCUGGACCGCUGGUAUGCCAUCUGCCACCCACUGUUGUUCAAGAGCACAGCUCGCCGUGCCCGUGGCUCCAUCCUGGGCAUCUGGGCUGUGUCGCUGGCUGUCAUGGUGCCCCAGGCUGCUGUCAUGGAGUGUAGCAGCGUGCUGCCUGAGCUAGCCAAUCGAACCCGGCUCUUCUCUGUCUGUGAUGAACACUGGGCAGAUGACUUCUACCCCAAGAUCUAUCACAGCUGCUUCUUCAUUGUCACCUACCUGGCCCCACUGAGCCUCAUGGCCAUGGCCUACUUCCAGAUCUUCCGCAAGCUCUGGGGCCGCCAGAUCCCUGGCACCACAUCGGCCUUGGUGCGGAACUGGAAGCGGCCCUCAGAGCAACUGGAGGCUCAGCACCAGGGCCUGGGUUCAGAGCCCCAACCCCGGGCCCGAGCCUUCCUGGCUGAGGUGAAGCAGAUGCGUGCUCGGAGGAAGACGGCUAAGAUGCUGAUGGUGGUUCUGCUGGUUUUUGCACUCUGUUAUCUGCCCAUCAGUGUCCUCAAUGUCCUUAAGAGAGUGUUCGGGAUGUUCCGCCAAGCCAGCGACCGGGAAACUGUCUAUGCCUGCUUCACCUUCUCCCACUGGCUGGUGUAUGCCAACAGCGCUGCCAACCCUAUUAUCUACAGCUUCCUCAGCGGCAAAUUUCGGGAGCAGUUUAAGGCCGCUUUCUCCUGCUGCCUGCCUGGUCUGGGUCCCCGCUCCUCUGCCAGACACAAGUCCUUGUCCCUACAGAGCCGCUGUUCUGUCUCCAAAGUCUCUGAGCACGUCGUGCUGGCCAGCGUCACCACAGUACUGUCCUGAGUGGGGGCCGGCCCCAGCUCUGGGAGGCACAGCCUGAUCCUUGGCCUGGGAUCCGCCCCUGCACUCAUGGAAAGACUGCUGCUGUUCAGUGAGAGGCUGUGACUUCAGUCCUGGCUUUCUGCUUGGGUGACUCGAGCCAGAGUCAUUCCCUCUCUGAGGCUGUGUCUGCUAAGCUGGGUUGAUAGGCGACUUAAGCGUGCUCAAGGAAGCAGAGAGCGUUGUAAACUGUCUAGUGCUGUGGACACGGUUACUGUCGUACCUGUCUCGUGUGGCUAUACCCUACAGUGCCACCCCACCCUUUCAGAGCUUGGCCUGCCUCCCAAAGACCUGUCUCCUACUCAAUUAUAGGCCUUCCCGGCUGGAGUCUGCUCCAAAGGUCCCCACAGGCAUAUCCACCUGGUCUGAAGCCCCGGCUGCACAUGGCCAGCUGCUCUGAUGUCCCUGUGAACUAAUUUGGGUUCAGCCCUUCUCAGUGGGCUCUGAAGCACAGUCCAUCCUCUCCAGGUGUGGACUGCACGCACCACAGCCUGGAUCUCACUGGCAUUGUGGAGUGCUUAAACACCCUCCAUGUGGCCGUUCAGCACGGAGGCCAGCAGCCCGAAGCAACUGUAAUUAAAAGCUUGGCACCGAAUGUUCUCUUUCCUUGUCAUUACACAAAAUCUGUGCCAGUCAGAUGGACUGACUGCAGGGCCUUGCUGCUUCUGGCAUUGCCCAGUCUCUGGUGCCCAGGACUCCGCUCUCUGACACACUCUCUGCUCCUUGCUUGUUGGCCUCUGGACUGGAAGGUAAGGCAGACAGUGGGUUGACAGACUUACUGUUCCUAACCUUGGAAAUCAGGGCUUCGUUUAUUUUCUAUGAACACACAGAAUACAAAGGGAGAGCCACGUAUUUGGCCAGCCAUGCUCCGGCUGCACCUGAGCUGAUUACAAGGCUGCCAAAAAGGCUCCAAUACUUGUUGUCAGAGCAGAACAAGAAUACCUUCUUGAGUGCCACUCUGCUACAAGGAGCAGGGGACACCUGGCUGAGGCCACCAGGGCACACAGGCAGGU
This is a messenger RNA of Acomys russatus (golden spiny mouse), 2401 nucleotides long. It is a transcript of the gene Hcrtr1, whose product is annotated as hypocretin receptor 1. The transcript has 8 exons. The record is from RefSeq and is a predicted model, not a curated record. Gene Ontology annotation, molecular function: orexin receptor activity. The coding region runs from base 102 to 1352 and encodes 416 amino acids. NCBI's taxonomy places the organism in Eukaryota, Metazoa, Chordata, Mammalia, Rodentia, Muridae. Gene Ontology annotation, biological process: G protein-coupled receptor signaling pathway; feeding behavior. Gene Ontology annotation, cellular component: membrane.